Trichoderma reesei QM6a is the source of this 1284-nucleotide messenger RNA. RefSeq lists its product as uncharacterized. The record is from RefSeq and is a predicted model, not a curated record. Bases 1 to 1284 code for a protein of 427 amino acids. The transcript has 4 exons. Gene Ontology annotation, molecular function: flavin adenine dinucleotide binding; electron-transferring-flavoprotein dehydrogenase activity. NCBI's taxonomy places the organism in Eukaryota, Fungi, Ascomycota, Sordariomycetes, Hypocreales, Hypocreaceae. Gene Ontology annotation, cellular component: cytoplasm.
AUGGGCUCGGUUCCGGAGAGCGUCCCUGCCGUCAGGGUCUUUAUCGCUGGUGGCUCCUAUGCUGGGCUGUCUGCGGCUGUCAAUCUUCUCGAUUUGGGGAAUGGCUUGUCGCCGCGCAUGUCGAACGAGCCCUAUGCGCACCAUCCUAGCGUGCCCAAGGUGAACUUUGAGAUCACCAUUGCUGACGAGCGAGAUGGAUACUACCACUUGAUCGGCUCGCCGCUGGCUCUGGCUGAUGCCGACUACGCAAAGAAAGCCUGGGUCCGGUUCCAAGAUAUUCCCGGCCUGCAGCUCCCCAAUGUCAAGUUCGUUCAAGGCUCCGUAUCGAGCGUCGACUGCGCCGCCAAGACCGCGACCGUCAUCGACGGAACCACCAAGGAGGCCGUCACGCACCCGUACGACUACUUUGUCACUGCUACCGGCCUGCGGAGGGUGUGGCCCGUGGUGCCCCAGGCUUUGACCCAGAAGCAAUAUCUCGUCGAGGCCGAGACCCAGAUCAAGGCCCUCGACAAUGCGAAGGAUGGCGUCGUCGUCGUCGGUGGAGGUGCCGUUGGCAUUGAGAUGGCGGCCGAGCUGAAGCACGUGAAGCCUCAUCUCAAAGUCACCCUGGUGCACUCGCGGGACAGGCUCAUGUCCUCGGAGCCGCUGCCCGACGACUGCAGGGAUAAAGCGCUGGAGAUGGUCAAGGAGACUGGCGUCGAGGUGUUGCUGGACCAUCGCCUGGCCAGCUCCACCAAGGUUGACAGCCCGGAUGGCUCGUCAAAGUACGAGGUCCAGUUCACCAAUGGACACAAGAUGACUGCCAGCGUGGUCAUCAUGGCUCUUUCCAACAGCACCUCGACGGCUUCAUAUCUCCCUUCAUCAGCUACCGACCCCGAAGGCUACGUCAAGAUCGUGUCCAACAUGAGCUUCGAACCCAACAGCGUCCCCAACGCCUCGUCGCACUUUUGCGCCGGCGAUGUAGCCAAGUGGUCCGGCAUCAAGCGCUGCGGCGCGGCCAUGCACGGCGGGCACUACAUUGCGCACAACAUCCACCAGAGCGUGCUGCAGCAGCAGGACCCGCGGCACGAGCCCCGGUUCCAGCACCUGCAGGAGAUUCCGCCGAUGAUUGGGCUGGCCGUGGGGAAGAAUGCGGUUGCGUACAGUCCGGACGGGGGGCUGAGUUCGGGGCCGGAGGUUAUGCAGGCGUAUUUCAGGGAUGAUUUGGGCUGGGCGAUCUGCUGGGAGUACAUGCAGUUGGGUGGCCGCAAGCCAGAGGUCAAGCUUCAGGAGGCUGCUGCGUGA